UUGACCCGGAUCUAACCUGCCCUAAUGGGUUGGGGACCUAACUUGGACCCGAACCGGGUCUAGGACUAACUUAGACCUAAUCGGGUCGGGUCCCACCCCUAAAACUUAUGCUUAGCAUUCAAUUUUAGAAAGAAAAGGAGUGUUAGUUUCAAAGGGGCGUGCUUGACCAUUUGUUGGGUACCCUACCCUCUACAUUAGUGAGUUGAAGUCUAGAGUGAUCCUUUCAGACUUUUACUCCUGUGGUGAUAAAAGCAAAAAGUCAGUGGAGAAAGCGGCAUCGUGGAAAUGAAUUAUUGACAAGUCAUAAAUACAUAUCGUGUGGACCAUUUUCAUAGUGUGGAAUUUGCCUAAGUAAACAAUCCUUCAUUAUCCUGAUGAUGAGAGAGAGCUGCAAAAUAAGCCCCUAAAAUGGCAGAAGGAAGCAGGCAAGAGAAGGAUAGUGAUGAGAGAACCUUAUGGACAUGGGUGCAGAAGAAUCCCCUAAAUCUAUCAACAAGAAGAACUUGGGAGCAUGCUACAGAUGUGAUCAUAGAUGUAAAUAUUGACUCUCAAUCCACAAACUCAAAUGAUCCUGCCACAAUAUCAGGUGCAACUCUGGAGAAAACACCUUGCAUCGUUCCGCUUGAAAGGCCACGCAUUCAUCGGUUGCCAGAUGAGAUUCGAAACUCCAACCGUAAAGCCUACACUCCUUCAAGUCUAAGGUUGGGUCCCCUUCAUAGAGAGAAAUGCAUCCCUGAAGAGGGACAAAAGCUCGCUGCAUUGGAUUGUGUCCUAAGAAGAACUGGCAAGUCGAAAGAAUACUAUAUGGAAGCGCUUGGGGAGCAUUACGACCAAAUAGUGGCCUCUUAUGAAGGUCUAGACCCAUGUAUGUCAGGUGGACAACUUUUAGAAAGGAUGGUUAUUGAUGGCUUCUUUGUCUUAGAAAUGAUGAGAGUGGAGUUUGUGGGGGGUUUCGAGAAGUUGGAUUAUCCAUCGGAUCACCCAGUUUUUGGGGCUAUAGUGCAGGCUUUCCACUGGCCUCAUGCAAAGAGGGACAUGCUAUUGCUCGAGAACCAGAUACCCUUUAUAGCUCUUGAAGCACUCAAGGCAGCAGAGAGUAGAGAAGAACCCAGCUUGUGUGUGCUUGUGUUUUGGUUUCUCGAGUCCAUACAUGAUGGCAGCAGUGAGCCCGAUAUGUAUGAAGGUGCCUUCCACCUCUUGGAUGCUCUUCACCGAAAGCUAACCGGCAGUCCUGGCCAUCCCCACCAUACUCGAGUCACUCUUAUAGAUUUGGUAUGUUCUGCCAUCCAAGGGGGUCUAAGGAUCAUCAAUAAUAAAAUCCUUGGUUCAAAGGAUUUCGAAAUAAGGAUCGACAAUUUUUGGAGGAAGUCUAACAUCCUAAGCAAUGAUCGAAAAAUGGCCAAACCAGCAAAGAAAGAGGUAUCACUAGUGAGCUCUAGAGCCGGCAGGAUGACUAGGGUGGGGGAGCUAAAGAUAAAAGGAAUCAAAGUAAUAGGAAGUGAUACAUGUAGCUUGAUGGCUAUGGAUUUUUGCCAGGGAAUUCACCUUGGUGCAACCCUCACUCUUCCUCUCUUAGUAGUGAGUGAUAUCAUGGAGGUUUUGCUCCACAACCUAGUGCUACAUGAGUUGCUCCACCCAAGCCUUGAGUAUAAGGUCAUCUCCUAUGUGAGAUUCAUGAGGGACUUGGUGAGAACCACAGAAGAUGUCCAACUUCUAUGCUCUAAGAAGGUAUUGGUGAAUGAGCUAGAGGGAGAAAUAGAAGUUGUGCUCUUCUUCAAGGGCUUGUGUCAUUUUGCAGUUAAGGCCACAUCAGAGGACACACAUGAGGUCCACAUGCUAAGGAGAUCUAUCAACAAUUACUCACAACCCAUGUGGACUAAGUGGGGAAUGUGGGUUAACACCUACUUCAGUGCCUUCUUUGUUCUCACUCUAAUCCAGACCAUAUAUGCAAUCCUUGCAUACCAUAGCAAAUCCUCUUUAUAACAUGAUAUUUGCUCCCCUUUUUUUUUUAUCUUUUAUUUGUGAUCUUUAGACGAUAUAAGUUUAGUGAAUGUAUCGACUGAAGCCAUAAAAAGAUGUAUGCUUCUUUGACCUUUGAAUGAAGUGAGAAAAUUAAAUUAAGGCUCCAAAUUGA
Molecule: messenger RNA, 2134 nt
Organism: Amborella trichopoda
Lineage: Eukaryota; Viridiplantae; Streptophyta; Magnoliopsida; Amborellales; Amborellaceae
Product: UPF0481 protein At3g47200
Source: RefSeq, a predicted model, not a curated record